CCUGUUGGCCCGGCCCAGCACAUCGUACGCCGGCCGGAGCGCGCGGCUUCCACCGGAGCGCGCAGUUAGCAAGCACCGUUUAUUUACCCGUCUCCUUUUAUCCUGCAGGUCAAUAUGAAGGACGACGGCCCCAACGGAAAUGGGAAGCGCAAAGCCUCCGAGGAGCCCGACUCCCCGGCGACGUCCAAGCGCGCUAAGCACAGCCAGUCGACGGAGCCGCCCGAGACCGACCCACCGCCCUCUGCCCCGACCCCGACCCCGGCCCCUGCUGCCCCCGCGGCAACGGCGGCUGCUACUGCUACUGCCGCCGCCCCGGCGCGCAUCCCCUUCCCCGAAAAGCCGGCGGUGAUCGAGGAGCGCAACGGCGAGAUCGAGUUCCGCGUGGUCAACAACGACAAUGAGCGCGAGAGCCUCAUCAUCCUGACGGGCCUCAAGUGCAUCUUCCAGAAGCAGCUACCAAAGAUGCCAAAGGACUACAUCGCCCGCCUCGUCUACGACCGCACCCACCUCUCCAUCGCCAUCGUCAAGAAGCCGCUCGAGGUGGUGGGCGGCAUCACGUACCGGCCCUUCAAGGGGCGCCAGUUCGCCGAGAUCGUCUUUUGCGCCAUCUCGUCGGACCAGCAGGUCAAGGGCUACGGCGCCCACCUCAUGUCGCACCUCAAGGACUACGUCAAGGCCACGUCGGACGUGAUGCACUUUCUGACCUACGCCGACAACUACGCCAUCGGCUACUUCAAAAAACAGGGCUUCACAAAGGAGAUUACGCUGCCCCGCUCCGUCUGGAUGGGCUACAUCAAGGACUACGAGGGCGGCACCAUCAUGCAGUGCAGCAUGCUGCCGCGCAUCCGCUACCUCGAAAUGGGCCGCAUGCUUCUUAAGCAGAAGGAGUGCGUCCACGCAAAGAUACGCGCCUACUCAAAGUCCCACAUCGUCCAUCAACCCCCGCGCCAGUGGCGCACCGCCGGCGCCGGCGCCGGCGUCACGCCCAUCGACCCGCUCUCCAUCGACGCCAUCCGCGCGAGCGGCUGGUCGCCCGACAUGGACGAGCUCGCGCGCCAGCCCCGCCACGGCCCAAACUACAACCAGCUCCUGCACCUGCUCAACGACCUGCAGAACCACCAGAGCGCCUGGCCCUUCCUCGUGCCCGUCAGCAAGGACGACGUGGCCGACUACUACGACGUCAUCAAGGAGCCCAUGGACCUGAGCACCAUGGAGACCAAGCUCGAGGUGGACCAGUACCCGACCCCGGAGGACUUUAUACGCGACGCCAAGCUCAUCUUCAACAACUGCCGCAAGUACAACAACGAGAGCACCCCCUACGCAAAGUCGGCCAACAAGCUCGAGAAGUUCAUGUGGCAGCAGAUCAAGGCCAUCCCCGAGUGGUCACACCUGGAGCCAUGAUAUGUUCUUUUUUUUUUUUUUUUUUUUCAGUCUUUUUUUGUUUUUCAGUAUUCCUUCCCUCCAUCGGGGACUCCCUCUCGC
Gaeumannomyces tritici R3-111a-1 is the source of this 1482-nucleotide messenger RNA. Its product is annotated as histone acetyltransferase GCN5. The transcript has 2 exons. Gene Ontology annotation, cellular component: histone acetyltransferase complex. The record is from RefSeq and is a predicted model, not a curated record. Gene Ontology annotation, biological process: chromatin remodeling; positive regulation of transcription by RNA polymerase II. NCBI's taxonomy places the organism in Eukaryota, Fungi, Ascomycota, Sordariomycetes, Magnaporthales, Magnaporthaceae. Bases 115 to 1401 code for a protein of 428 amino acids. Gene Ontology annotation, molecular function: histone H3 acetyltransferase activity; protein binding.